Messenger RNA from Seminavis robusta, 2601 nucleotides. The record is from the annotation of a GenBank genome assembly. Lineage: Eukaryota; Bacillariophyta; Bacillariophyceae; Naviculales; Naviculaceae.
AUGGCGCAAAACAGUGAAUCUUCCAGCGGUGGAUCCAAGAUAACCGUGAAGAAAACUACAAUAAGACGAAAAGUCAUCAAGAAAUCAACCACUACAACUAAAUACCACAAUGCACCUCUCGAGAUUCCAUUCUCCCUGGUUCUUUUGAUGACGACGGUAGUAGCAAUCUUCACGAGCGCCAGUUGGCUGAUACCCGGAAUUCUCGUCAAGAUUCACGACGACCACUUCCAAAGCUAUCUCCAGUCGCUGGUCUGGAAGAAAGAGGAAUUGUGGAAAGUUGACAAUGGUAUUGGUGGGAUCAAGCGCUCGCCCUGGCAACAUGAUUGGUUUCCUUGUCAAAUGGCUAGUAGCAAAGAGGAACCCAUCGUCAAACCAUUCCAUCCACUGACAAAUGGGUUUCCCAAGACUGCCGAGCAAGCUCUGGAUGCGGUGCUCUAUCAUGGUGCCACAGUGCUCCCACAAGUCAUGCCACAUCAAUUGGCAGAAAGCCUCAGAGAUUACGUAUUAGAGCACAAUGAACAUUUGACCGCCAUGGAUAACAUUCCCGUGCUGGUUCAGAACAAGCGCAGGAGCUUUGGGUUGAAUCUUCGUGAGGACCCUCGCAUUGCCACGGCACUGCAAGCAGUGGCUUCGCACAAUGUUUUGACCCAAACACUCGAAAAACUUUUGGGACCCAACGUGGCCAUUGUAGAAUUAUCGACCAUUACCGCAAUGCCAGGGGCAUCGGCACAACCCUUUCAUCCCGACACGAAUCCCAACACUAUGAUUUAUGAACGACAACUCACCCAAGUUUUCACAGUAUUGAUUCCUCUUCAGGAUACCACCUUUGAAAUGGGAGCCACAUGGAUCUGCCCGGGGACGCAUCGGUGUAAGCCGCCCCAUGGAUACUGUGAGAAGCAUGGCGUUUCAGUGGCCACGGUCAAUGACACAGAUACAACACGACAAUAUUGGAGAGCUGGUGAUGCGUUGGUCUACAGUUCGGAUGUCCACCAUCGUGGAGGAUCACACAUUGACAGAGAAGCCCCUCCACGAACCGCGUUGAUUUUGAGCGUGACCAGCCGACCACAACUUCCAUUUCGGGUGCUUCCACCGGGCCCUGUGUUUGGUAUUCGCUGGGACCACUGGGGUCUGACAUGGAAACAACUGCAAAAGAGAGAACUACUGGAUGAAUUCAUUCAAAAGACAGAAAACGAAUUGUUUAACUUCCUACGUGCUUUUGGGAUCUACACCCUGGAGGAUGAUGAUGGUUGGUCAUUUGCUCAUUCAGUCUCCUUUAGAAUGAUGAACGAUUUGAUGGGGUGGCGAUUCAUGGACUUGGAAGCCUUUCACAAGGCCAAUAUUAGUCCUUUUCUGACGUCCUUGCCAUGGUUCUUACAGGGACGAAUCGAAGAAGGGGACGGCAACUUGUGUUCUUGGCAACGGUACCUCACUGAUAUUGCCCGCAACUUUCGAAAUGUGGCCAUAAUUCUGAACCUAGGGAUUGUCCUCUGGGUGGCUGGACAGAUGGUCCAAUCAGCAAAUGAGGAAGCAAGUCAACACCGUACAAAGCGUGGCGCAUCCGAAACCAAAUUGGCUUCGAUGGGAUUCUGUCUCGUUUAUGUCACCUGCUGCCUUGUGGGAUUUCUCGGCUGGUCCAAUGCGUCAUCACAUUUGGCUGAGGUUUUCGGAAAGCGAAAUAUUCUGAUUACUCAAUUGAAUCAAGACCAAAUGCUGGAUUUGGACGAAACCAGCCUGCAGCGGCACCUCGAUCGAACCGUAGCGACGAAGCAUCGGGACGUCUUUUUGGACAAUCGAUCGUCUCCAAACUCUGAUUCCGAACUAUCUCGGCAAUACCUUCAGUAUCACCCAGGAAACAUCGCGUGGAACUCGGCAGUCGCGGAUUAUGCUCCCUUGUGGCUAGUUUACCAUGGACUACCAAUGGCUUUCCGACAAGCUCUCUUAGACCUCAACAUUCUAUCUGACCCGGGGUCAGACAAUGGCUGGCUUCGGCUGGUUCGAAGAAAUGAAUGGGGCAGUUGGGAGGAUCUUGACAUAAAUGACGUCAGAAGAGAGACACAAGAUGCAAUCAUUCACUGGUGGAGCCAUCCCAAUUUGCCCCAGAAGUGGGGUCCUCCUCUUGUCCAGGAUUCGAACGUGUGCAAACGUUCGUCUCAGCAAUCAGCAACCUCCAUCUGCAACAUGAAUGCCGGUAAGGAACUACUGGUGAACAAGAUUUUACCUCAUGUUACUGCGACAAUGCCGCCUUCACCUUUAUCGACAUCGUCGGCAAGAAAGAAUGCACUGACAGUGACAGCAAAGAAACACCCCACCAAAACGCUUCCAACCAAACCUGAAGCUGAUAAUCGGCUCGCCAUAAACGACAAGGUAGAAGCACGGUAUCAACGUGGAAGUAAAUGGUUAGCAGGAACGGUGACUCAGCUAUACGAAAUGGGAGAUGAUUUGUACUAUGAUGUACAAUUUGAUAUUGGAUGGUUCCAUCAAAUGCUGCCACUACAAUUCGUCAGACGAUUGCGAACCAUGGAUUCUGCAAAGGGAAGAGCCUUGGAGCACACAGCAAUGACAAAAUCUUCGCUUAAUGCGAGGCCACAAAAGAAGAGCUGA